AUGGAGAUUAUAGAAAGGAGCUUGUGUACCUGGUGGUGGGGAACUACAGAGUGUGAUUUUCACUUCAAACCUUCAGAUGGAAGAUCAGGCGACAUCAUUACAAUCUGGGACAACAAAGAAUUAUGUGUAAAAGAGAGAAUAGUGAAGGAUCAUUACAUCUGGCUGAAGGGAGAAUGGGUGAGAAGCAAGGUAAUCACUGACACAAAUAUCAACUUUAAGCAAAUCUCAGAACAGGAGAGGAAGGAGUUGGUUGAAGAAUUCUCAGAGGAAGAGAUCCGUAAAGCAGUGUGGGAUUGUGACAACUCAAAAAUCCGGGAUCCCGACGAUGUAAACUUUGGGUUUCUGAAAGAGUUAUGGUGUGAUGUUAAAGCUGAUUUCAAAAGAGUGCUGGAAAAGUUUCACAAACAUGGAAGGAUAGUUAGAGGGGAAAAUUCUUCCUUUAUCGUGUUAAUCCCAAAGAAGAAGAAUCCUACAAAACUGGAGAACUUCUGA
Molecule: messenger RNA, 492 nt
Organism: Vicia faba (fava bean)
Lineage: Eukaryota; Viridiplantae; Streptophyta; Magnoliopsida; Fabales; Fabaceae
Source: the annotation of a GenBank genome assembly